GGGCUGUUUCAAAAUCUCUAUAUAAAUGGCAGCUUUUCAGGUUCCUCUGUUCAGUAGGCUACUUGGAUUUUAAUAAACUCAUCUGUUAUCUUGCUAAUACUUGCCCAAUUGAUAUGGAGGCAUUUUGUGCUUAUGCUUCUUCUUCUUCUUCGUCUUCCUCGACCUUCUUGUCUCAGAAAAAUGGGCAAUCGGAGUACGUGAGGAGAGAAGUUUCAAGCUAUUCCAACGAUCUUCUCUGUGUUCGAAAGCCAAUAUCGAAACCCUGGAAGAAGCCGGCGAUUGCGCCGCUGCCACCGACUCGCCCCAGGGUCUACAAAGUCGACUCACUUAAAUUCAAAGAUUUGGUUCAGAAACUCACCGGCUUGCCUGAGCUCCCAUCUCCACGCCUCCAAAAAAUGGCUCCGCCGCCUCUUCAUAUUGCCCCCCGCCAAGGUUCCGGCGCCGCCGUGGAAGCCACCCCAUUUCUUCAUCCGUCGCCGGUGAAGCUGGAUGAGGCGUUCGACGGUGGCAGCUUUCUUGAGCUGAAUUUGUCGCCCUUCAACAAAAAUUGGUUCUCUUUCCCUGCUUUGAGCCCCGGAAGCCUUGCCAUUUUCGAUGCAAUUUAGAUCUACGGAUUAUAAUUCUUAGAUUCUGUUUCAAAUAAUAUAGAAAAUUAAAGACCGACCGUGCUUGGUUAUGUAAUAAAAAUAACAGACAUGCGGAGAUCAUGGGUACCUUCCGCA
Cucurbita moschata (crookneck pumpkin) is the source of this 722-nucleotide messenger RNA. RefSeq lists its product as uncharacterized. The record is from RefSeq and is a predicted model, not a curated record. The transcript has a single exon. Bases 114 to 605 code for a protein of 163 amino acids. NCBI's taxonomy places the organism in Eukaryota, Viridiplantae, Streptophyta, Magnoliopsida, Cucurbitales, Cucurbitaceae.